Molecule: messenger RNA, 6753 nt
Organism: Labrus bergylta (ballan wrasse)
Lineage: Eukaryota; Metazoa; Chordata; Actinopteri; Labriformes; Labridae
Source: RefSeq, a predicted model, not a curated record
GCUUUUCUUUUCUGCAAGUUGGUCUCCGAUAAGUCGCUUUUCUUUUCCUCCUCCUCUGUACUUUGUGCUGACAACACCAGCGGAGCUCUCAACAUCACCUCCCGGCAGGCUUUUCUGUCGCUGUGUUUGGAUGCACUAGGACUUUAUUUCAGCUGGAUUAUUUACCUUUCACAUGUUGUGACUCCGACUCCGUUGAAGAGGCUUUUUGAGUGUUCACGGGCUUUGUUUUACAAGAUGGAACCAGCACCUCUGUUGACCUCCUAAAGACGGACACACAGAACAGCGUUUUUCAUCCAGUAGCAGAUUCCUCUGUGGCGCUGCCGUUGUUGAACAAGGCCUUGUUUCCCAUGGACCUCAGGGUGGGAGAGCGGGGGAUGCGCCCUUGCUCGGACACGGCGCUCCUCACCCCGCUGCACCCACCUUUACUCCUCGCUCCGUUCUCCACUCCGCCCCGCACCUCCUUCUCACAGCAGCAGCUGCACCAGCACAUCCGGUUCAACAUGGAGCAGAGGAGGCGGGAGCAGGAGCACCAUGAGAAACAGGAGCUGCAGCAACUGAAAUACAAAGAAAAGAGUCAGCAGAGUGCGGUCGCAAGUUCUCUGGUGAAACAGAAACUCCAGGAGGUGAUUCUCAAGAAGCAGAAACAGGCGGCGCUCGAGAGAACGAACUCCAACACUCUGACUUCAGCUCCUGUAGCAUACAGGAAGCUGGGCCCAGACCCGAGUGUAUCCUCCCAGCCUCUUGUCACUUCUCCAACACAUCCUCCUUCUUCUGAGGGUUCAGAAGGGACGCCGCUACGCAGAGCAGCGUCUGAGCCCAAUCUAAAGGUGAGACACAAGCUGAAGAAACACCUGAACACCAGAAAGAGCCCCCUGACCCGCAAAGAGAGCGCCCCAGCUACUGUCAAACACAGAGUACCUGACACACUGGACUCGUCCCCCAGCAGCAGCAGUACUCCCGUCUCUGGCUGCAGCUCUCCUAACGACAGUCUGCCCAAUGAGAACGGUCUGCUGCCAUCUGCAGGCGGCCUCUCACAUGAGGCCCAGAAGCUGCUGCUCCGAGACGGCACUCUGGCUAACUUCACCAUCCAGAGCCCCUCGACCCUGCCCACCAUCACAUUGGGACUACCAGCCAACGCCAGGGCUGAAGGAGAUAUGUCCUCUCUGAAGCUCGGUCAGAUGCCGCUGGUUACAGCCGGGGGCUCGCCGGUCUUCCUCCCUCUGAGCAGGAAGGAUCAGACGGGGCAGCUGAACCCUCACCUGCCUGUCAUCAUCCUGGAGCCCUCUGGACUGGUGCACUCUCAACUGCUCUCUGUUCCAGGCUUAGACCCCGUCCAGCUCCAGUUCGCCCCCCAGUUGGACCACCUGACUCCCGGAGGCGCUCAGCACCACAAGCCCCUGAGCAGAACACGCUCGGAGCCCCUCCCUCAGAGCCCCCUUCACACACAUCUCCUCCAGCAGCAGCACAACACACAACUACUAGAGAGGCUCAAACAGCAAACUCACCUGGGCAAGUAUAUGACUGUAUAUUUGCAGCUGAUGUCCAAGUCCAGCGAGAAGCCCAGACUGCAUCAGAUCCCCUCAGAGGACAUGGACUCAGAAGACGGCGGCGGGACAUCGCCAACAGAGCCAACCUAUCAGAGCAGAGCGAGGGCCGAGUCACUGAGGGAGGCGGGGCCAACAGCAUCCAAGAGCCAUGAGGAGCAAAUGAACCUGCAGCACGCACUCAUACUCAACCAGUCGUUGCUAUGGGAGCAGCAGAAGCAGCUGCAGCAGCUGCAUCGACAGAUGGAGACCCUGGCAGUGCCAAUGAUACGCGGCGGUGUCGGAAGUGGAUUGGGUGUCCAUCGUCCCCUUUCACGCACGCAGUCAUCCCCUGCCUCCACCUCGCUCACUUUGCCUGAGAAACCUCUGAGCCUGACCACGCAGGACGCCAGCAGCAAACCACGCUUCACCACCGGUCUGGUGUAUGACUCUCAGAUGCUGAAGCACCAAUGUACAUGUGGAGACAACAGCAGUCACCCAGAGCAUGCUGGGAGGAUACAGAGCAUCUGGUCAAGGCUACAGGAGAGAGGCCUGAGGGGACAGUGUGAGAGUAUCCGUGGUCGUAAAGCCACUCUGGAGGAGCUCCAGUCCGUCCACACAGAGCGCCAUGUUCUGCUCUACGGCACCAACCCGCUCAACAGACUCAAACUAGACAACCGCAAGCUGGCAGGAAUCCUCUCUCAAAGGAUGUUUGUCAUGUUACCAUGUGGGGGUGUAGGGGUUGACAAUGACACCACCUGGAAUGAGUCGCAUACCUCUACAGCAUCUCGCAUGGCAGCAGGCAGCGUUGUUGAGCUGGCCUUUAGAGUGGCUAAACGAGAGCUAAAGAACGGCUUUGCUGUGGUCAGACCGCCGGGGCAUCACGCAGACCCCUCUAAUCCAAUGGGUUUUUGUUACUUCAACUCUGUGGCCAUCGCCGCCAAGCAGCUCCAGCACAAACUCAGCGUCAGCAAGGUCCUCAUCGUUGACUGGGACGUUCAUCAUGGCAACGGCACCCAGGAAGUGUUCUACAGUGACCCAAGUGUUCUCUACAUCUCGCUUCAUCGCUAUGACGACGGAAACUUCUUCCCUGGCAGCGGCUCUCCAGCUGAGGCCGGUUCUGGAGCAGGGGAGGGCUUCAAUGUGAACGUGGCGUGGACCGGAGGACUGGAGCCGCCGAUGGGAGAUGCUGAGUACAUCGCUGCUUUCAGGUCUGUAGUGAUGCCCAUCGCUCAGGAGUUCUCUCCAGACGUGGUUCUGGUGUCUGCUGGGUUCGAUGCUGCAGAGGGAAACCCCGCUCCUCUUGGAGGGUACAAGGUCUCCGCCAAAUGUUUCGGCUUCCUGACCCGCCAGCUGAUGUCUCUGGCAGGAGGCCGUCUGGUUUUGGCCCUUGAGGGAGGUCAUGACCUCACAGCUAUCUGCGACGCAUCAGAAGCCUGUGUCAGCGCACUCUUGGGCAUACAGGAUCCACUGGCAGAAGAAGUCCUCCUCCAGAAGCCCAAUGCUAACGCAGUCCGCUCGCUGCAGACCGUCAUACAGAUACAGAGUCAGUACUGGCAGAGUGUGAAGGCCUCCAGUGCAUCAGUGGGUCUGUCUCACCUGGCUGCUCAGAGGAGAGACUGUGAGGAGACGGACGCUGUCAACGCUUUGGCCUCGCUCUCUGUGGGAGUGCUUUCCAACAAGAGCCUUCCAGAUGAGCCGAUGGAGCAUGACAGCGACUCCAUGUAGACGACCAAAGUGACCGAUCACCUCUCACGUUCAGGAUUUUGGGGCCCCACCGACUUCCUGCGCUGUUAUACGACCAUAAGGGGACUUUCUUUUUUGUGAUGCCACUGAGCCCCACCCAUCUGCCUUAUUCACACUUCAUCCACACAUCGAAAAAAAAAAACACAAUGCUGAACCUCGACGGACCCGCUGUACGACCACCUCAAUGCUGGUGAGCACUCAGCUGACGCCAGCAGCACUACCUGCAACCGGGGAACCUUCAGAAACCUCACCAAAGAGCAAUACAAGACAUUUUUGAAUAGACUUUUACAUCUCUGGUGACUAACGGAGGACUUUGUGUAUUAAGUACCAAACCUUUGAGCUACAGACAGAAUUCCAAGGAGCACUAUGUUUUUACCAGCAGCUGCUUUAAUCGCCUUAACUUUGCCUUAACGUCAAACAUCAGGUGCAGAAGGAGGACACUUUGGAUUAUAAAUUCCUUUUUCCUUUGCCACUUUGCAAUUUCAAAAAUGCAGACCAAACAAGAUGCAAAAAGGCUGACAGGGAUACAGACCCUCAAACGUCAGGAGAAAGCACACACACACAAAAUAUCACAGAGAAGGCAGCAGCUUCAAAUUCCCAGGAGGCGCAGAGAUGAUCUGUUUUCAUGAUGUCAUAACUCGCAGUUUAACCACUAAAAGAAGACGACAAAGAACUCGACAAAGAAGGAACGAGAGGAACAUGAAGAUUACAAACUGUGGUUUUUUUGUCGAAACAGAGAAAGAGGGCAGAUGUCCUCGUUGUUUUUUAUUGCACUGUUCAUUCCAUAAUGUGAACCAUGAGAAAUUCCAAAGCUCUGUGUGGGGGGAGGGGGGAGGGGGGGGGGGAAGAAACACAACUUUGUAGGUUAUUUAAUAGUUUUGGAUACGAUUGUGUUCCCCGACGCUUCAUCUGACAUGUCUUAUGAAGUCUCUGACUCAACUCAAAGGCCGACAUACUGUAGAGUUGUAUUUGAUAUGAAGUGAAUCUGUAGGCAAAAACAUUUAAAAAGCAGGAUGACUUUUCCUCUGCUGUUCUGUGUCUUAAAUACAUUUAUACUGACACACACACACACACACACACACACACAUACACACAAUGAUGAACUGUGUAUCUACCACUAGUAUUGAUUACUGUAUAUUCUUGUUUAUAUUUGAGACUAAAGGAGCGCUCAUUCCACCGCAGCACCACUUGAGGACCAUCGUAUUGUUUGAUAUGAGCAAUAAUGUUAAUGCACUUAACGACACCACCCAAAGACGAACGCCUUGAAGCAGCCCGCUCUCCCCUAAGAGCCUGUACAGAGGCGCACCACAAGGGACCGGUCGACGGGGACUCGACAUGUGAAAGACGUUUGAACCUGUGGAUUCUGAUGAACGUCACAUAUGCAGACUUUUGAGUACAAAGACCUGGGCCUGGUUUAAACGCUGUCUUUAUCAUCGAAUUAAUCCGAUCUGGAGUUUUAGGCUUCAUCGAGGUCUAAUUAAGGAAACUUGAGGCUCGUCAUGUUACAAUCAACCUUGACAACGCCAUAAUAGAAAUGGCGGUACGUCAUCUAAGCUGAAUGAUGUUUGGAGUAGAGAUGCACCAUCUUUGAUUUCAAGAGAAAUCCAAUUUAUUGAUAUUUUCCAAAUCAAAUUGGCCGGUUGCAAAACUUAUUUUCCGACCUAUUUUUGUAAAGACCCUUAAGUGUCUCUUGCAGUUUUUUAUGCCUGAAGUUAUCGGUGCAAAGAAAGGAAUCCAGCCAUCCAUUAUCUGUACCACUCUUAUCGUUUAGGGUCAAGACGGGGAUGUAGCCAGUCCCAGCUGUCAUUGGGCGAGAGUCGCCAGUCAGUAGAAAAUAAUGCUUUUCAAAAAAAUGUAAUUUACUGGGAAUAAUACAAAAAAAAAAACUUAUUUUAGGAAGCAGGAUGAAAACAUUUCGUAUUUGGUUUAAUGAUUUUGAAUCAUUAUAUAAACCUUUCUUACAUUUGUUUAAGCCACCUCCCCUUAUUGGAAUAACCCAAAACUUUCUGGAUUAUAGUUAAAGCGUCAACUCCAAAAAUGUUAUUGAAUGUUGAUGACCAUGAAAAAAAACAAAAGCCUUCAUUGACAGGUAUCAUCCUGCAUCCUCAGUUUGCAGCAGAGGUUUUACUUUUAUUUAUUCAUUCAAGCAAUUCCCUGACUGCCUCCUCGAUGAUCAUGACGGCAACUUUGCAUUCAAGAAGAAGAAAUAACAUGAUGUUACAUUAGAGGAUUAUUUUGUAGCAACCUAAAGCCUGUCAGAGUUAUUUUGUAUGCACACUUAGUUAAAUCUUUUAAGGCCUCGUUAACCAAAAUUAAUAUUUGUUGAAGAGCGCUGCAGAUCGACUAGUAUAAAAGAUUAAACAAAAAAAGAUGGUGGCCAAAAUAAUAAACAGUUUGUGUUUAAGACGUUAGAGCUUCUUGACUCUGAAACCUUCCAAUGAAAAAAAAGAUUUUUGUGUUUGUGUGUAAAUGCAUCUUUUGUAAAAAAAAAAAACCUACACGGGUCGAUUUGACCAGCCGAAUGAAGAAUUGUAAUCUUAGCGUCCAGGUAGGAAACUGUUCCGUUCGCUUUACUUUGUCAGACUCUGGGCAUUUUCUGCCCACCAGAAGGCCUUGGAGCUUAAUAUCAAACAACAGGUAGGCAGUAGAAACCAAAAAAAAAAAAAAAACACAGACGUCCAAAUGCUGUUGCAGCGCUGCUCCAUCCCAGAAGGCAUUAUUGAGAACAUGUUGCAUGGAGGAGGAUUGCUGUUCUGUGAUUGGUGCAACUGAGAAGUGUGUCAUUAGUUUUAUUGUUUGUUUAUAGUGUUGUAAACAGGAUGUUAGACUUUGUGUCUGUUACACAGUGUGCCCAGCAGGUGCAUGUGGUGUCUAUGAAGUAACCGUAGUGUGAUGCAUCUUCAGUGUGUGUGUGUGUGUGUGUGUGUGAGAGAGAGAGAGAGAGUGUGGGCAAUUUACACAUCUUGUGUAGAUUUCCACCAUGUAGUUGUGCAUGCAUUUGCAAGUCUAAGUGUGUGUGUGUGUGUGUGUGUGUGUGUGUGUUUGUGAAAUACUGUAAAUGACCUCUCCUGUAUCAUACCCCCAGUAGCUGUUUUUUUGUGUCUUAUGCAGAGGUCUGUAUCGCCUCACAUCUUAAUUCCUUUUAUUACUGAUGAUGUCAUUUGUACCUUUCUUAAAAAAAUUUAAACACUGUAAAUAGAAACUCCCAAGACCAAAAUACACAACACACACACACAAGUGCCUUAAUGCAUUGAGUAGUAUGUGUGUGUGUAUUGGUAACUCUUAACUAACUGGACUUACAGUAACUCUGUAUCUAUAAACAUGACGUUGAAAUCUUUGUUUCAUGCUGUUCUUCUAUCAUUUAUCUAUCAUGUGUUGUUUUUUCCUACACAUUUCCUACCAUGUGUAUGUAUAGAAAGAUGGUCUAUUUUGUACUUUGUAUUUUUGUCUUCUCUUGAUUAAAAAAAAAAAAAGUUAAUUUCCA